CGGUUGUGAAUCAUAAAGCUGGCAAGAAAAGGAGUUGUGUGCGUACGAAAAAACAAAGUGGUCGGUGAGUCCACGCUGCUGCUGUUGUGACCGGUGGGCGAAGACAGGCGCUUUCGGCGACGUAACGUAUUUCUUUGUGCGGUCCCUGCGUCGCCACACUGAUCCUUUCUUUUACUUUCUCUGGUAUAAAACUACGGCGUUCCGUCGAUGCUGGGAUCAUUUGACUGCACCGAGAGGCGCGCUUUGCAACAGUGCUACGUCGACGAAGCAAAGGCCACAGUAUCUGAAAAGCCGUAAGGAGGCGGCGAUGAAGGAAUCGGUGCUCUUCGCCGCUCUUCUUCUUCUGGGUACCGUUGCGGUCAGCGAGGCCAUCGAAUGUGUCGACCCGCAGCCCUUCAAGGGUAACUGGGUGACCAACGCGGAGAACCAGAAGCAGUGCGUGAUCCUGGUCAAGGAGAAGUGCACAGGCAUGAGCGAGGUCCCCACAGACAAGUGGCGUCGCGGCAAGCAAGUGCGGACCAACUGCGACAGCAUCCCGCGAUGGACGGCCAUCGGAUCCUUCAUGAAUGGCGACAAGUUCAAUGGACAUGCGGCCAUCUUCGAAUCCUGUGACACGGACGGCAUCUGGGUGUACGACCAAUGGGACGCAGCUCCGGUGGACCGCCGCAAGGUUCCCUACGGAGACUCUCGGCCUUACUACAACGGCGACAACUACUACAUGGUCGAGUUAUGAUGAACUAUCUUUCCUGAAUUCCCGUAAGGCAGUGUGCGAGAAACAGUGCUCUCAAGGAAUGUACAGAAUAAAGGUAUUACGUCUCAAGUUUCAAAGAUGUGCUGUGCUCAGCCAGGCAAUGUCAUGAUUAGGCAGUUUUACCCUCUUAUGAAUUGCUGAUUUAAAGGUCAGACGCAAAAGAAGCCGUGCAUCAGG
Molecule: messenger RNA, 928 nt
Organism: Dermacentor silvarum
Lineage: Eukaryota; Metazoa; Arthropoda; Arachnida; Ixodida; Ixodidae
Exons: 4
Coding region: 308-733 (141 amino acids)
Source: RefSeq, a predicted model, not a curated record